UUAAUUUUCUCGGUAAGUAGAAUUGAUCCGCUAAACCGGGAAAUUGUACCGGUUUAGUUAACGUCGAAACGUAAUCAAAAUUUAGGGCACCACUAAGCGGGAAGGAGCGCCUCUAAGAAAUUUCAAACUCAAAAAAAUCGAAAACAACCGUUGAGAAAAUGCCCCUAUACAUCCACAUAAUUACAUCUCUACCCCACAAUUCCUUUUUUUAAUUCCCUUUAGCUUUCCCUCUUCUCCGUCCCCAAAAUCCAUUUUUCGUUUCCGAUCGCAUUUCUUCUUCUCAAGGUUUGCUUCUCUUCCUGAUUCUUCGAUUAGGCUUGAUAGACUUUUUCUGGGUGAUAUAAGAAGAUGGGUCAGAUCCAGUACUCCGACAAAUAUUUCGAUGAUACUUUUGAAUACAGGCACGUCGUACUUCCUCCGGAAGUUGCUAAGCUUUUACCGAAGAAUCGCAUUCUCUCCGAAAGUGAAUGGAGAGCUAUAGGAGUGCAACAAAGUCGUGGAUGGGUUCAUUAUGCGAUUCAUCGUCCUGAGCCACAUAUCAUGCUCUUUAGGAGGCCUCUUAACUACCAGCAGGAGCACCAAGCUCAGAUUGCUAAGUAGAAUUAUGCAAAAUUCUCCCUAAUCUCUGUUUAUGUUUCUCGUAAACGAGUUUUUAAAACACUACUCUGAUGAUAUAUUCCUUUUUCUAUUGUGUUUAGGAAUUCUCUUCAGUGGAGAGAAUCAUGUGAGUUUGGUAGAACAACUUUUUAUGUUAUGUUAAGUCUGGUUCUUUGCUAGACUUUGUUUGGAUCCACGUUUGAAUUUCUUCAUGUUUAAGCUGUUAUUUCUCAUGCUUAUUUGCUUGUUUCAUCA
Messenger RNA from Arabidopsis lyrata subsp. lyrata, 852 nucleotides. Its product is annotated as cyclin-dependent kinases regulatory subunit 2. The transcript is spliced from 4 exons. Gene Ontology annotation, molecular function: ubiquitin binding; protein kinase binding; cyclin-dependent protein serine/threonine kinase activator activity. NCBI's taxonomy places the organism in Eukaryota, Viridiplantae, Streptophyta, Magnoliopsida, Brassicales, Brassicaceae. The record is from RefSeq and is a predicted model, not a curated record. Gene Ontology annotation, cellular component: SCF ubiquitin ligase complex; cyclin-dependent protein kinase holoenzyme complex. Gene Ontology annotation, biological process: regulation of mitotic cell cycle. The coding region runs from base 349 to 600 and encodes 83 amino acids.